Molecule: messenger RNA, 945 nt
Organism: Marmota flaviventris (yellow-bellied marmot)
Lineage: Eukaryota; Metazoa; Chordata; Mammalia; Rodentia; Sciuridae
Gene: Colec10
Product: collectin subfamily member 10
Biological process (GO): ossification
Molecular function (GO): growth factor activity
Source: RefSeq, a predicted model, not a curated record
UUUGGCAUUUCAGGAAAAUCCUUUUCUGAAGAACUUCAGCAAUGAAUGGCUUUGGAGUCCUGCUUCGAAAUAAUCAGUUCAUCCUCCUGCUCUUCUUUCUCUUGCAAAUUCAGAGUCUGGGUCUGGAUAUUGAUAGUCGCCCUACCACAGAAGUCUGCGCUACACACACAAUUUCACCAGGACCCAAAGGAGAUGAUGGUGAAAAAGGAGAUCCAGGAGAAGAGGGAAAGGAUGGCAAAGUGGGGCGCAGGGGACCAAAAGGAAUUAAAGGAGAACUGGGUGAUAUAGGAGCCCAGGGCAAUAUUGGCAAGUCUGGGCCUAUUGGCAAGAAGGGUGACAAAGGAGAAAAGGGUUUGCUUGGGAUACCUGGAGAGAAAGGAAAGGCAGGUACUGUCUGUGAUUGUGGAAGAUACCGGAAAGUCGUUGGACAACUUGACAUUAGUGUUGCCCGGCUUAAGACAUCUAUGAAGUUCGUCAAGAAUGUCAUUGCAGGAAUCAGGGAAACUGAAGAGAAAUUCUACUACAUCGUGCAGGAGGAGAAGAACUACAGGGAAUCCCUCACCCACUGCAGGAUCCGGGGAGGCAUGCUAGCCAUGCCCAAGGAUGAAGCCAUCAACACCCUUAUUGCUGACUAUGUUGCCAAGAGUGGCUUCUUCCGGGUGUUCAUUGGGGUGAAUGACCUUGAGAGAGAGGGGCAGUAUGUGUUCACGGACAACACCCCACUGCAGAACUAUAGCAACUGGAAGGAGGGGGAGCCCAGCGACCCCUAUGGUCAUGAGGACUGUGUGGAAAUGCUGAGUUCAGGCAGAUGGAAUGAUACGGAGUGUCAUCUCACCAUGUACUUUGUCUGUGAGUUUGUCAAGAAGAAAAAGUAAUUUCCCUCAUCCUACACAAUUGAAAUUUCCCUGCAUUUUCCACUGCAGUUGGUUUUAUCCAUUCUUGUCU